UUCGUCGUCUGCCGCCAUUUUGUUUGCAUUGCAUUUGAGAACGCGGUAGUGUUUGCAGCGCAAUAUUUCGAGAUUAUCGUAGCUUACGUGACCAAAUUUAACAAAAAAAUGUGCAUUUAAUUCGUACGUGAGGUGAUUACAUCGUUCUUACAAUACAUUGUCGCAAUACAGUGCUAUCUGUGAUAGAUAACUGAUGUGCGGUUGAAGACUGUGCGUGGUAUGUUGAGAGUCGACGUUCUGAACGUCAAGCAUUAUGGCGAAGGAGGUCGCGGAAGAAUAUGCGUCGAGUUUGGCAGAUCUGACGGUGAACAGCAAACCGUUAAUAAAUAUGCUGACCAUACUCGCGGAGGAGAACAUCGACCACGCCGGGGUUAUCGUUGAAACCGUGGAGAAGCAUUUGGAGAAGGUACACCCAGACAUCAAGCUGCCUGUUCUGUACUUAGUUGAUUCCAUUAUCAAGAAUGUUGGCGGAGCGUACACGCAGAAGUUUGCACAGAGCAUCGUUAACAUGUUUACUAGGACCUUUAAACAGGUUGAUGAAAAAGUAAGGUCACAAAUGUUCAAGCUCCGGGAGACGUGGCACGAUGUCUUUCCAGGCACCAAACUGUACCAGCUGGAUGUUAAAGUGAACUUAAUAGACCCGGCGUGGCCCAUCCAGGCACAGCCCCACCAAUCUAACAUCCAUAGUGUAGCAGCCACAAGCACCACCACAACAGCUCCAAUAACAACCACGUUGACUGAGGAGGAGGAGAAGAUGCGCAGUCUGCUGGCCAAGAAAGAGCAAGAACUAUUAAUGCUGCAGCGCAAGACAAUCGAAAUGGAGCUCAAGCAGACGCGCCGACAGCUGGAGGUUCACGAGAAAAGCUCUAAGAAGGUAAGUACAUACUUAGACACCAUUAUUAUUUGA
Hyposmocoma kahamanoa is the source of this 907-nucleotide messenger RNA. RefSeq names its product pre-mRNA cleavage complex 2 protein Pcf11-like (gene Pcf11). Gene Ontology annotation, biological process: termination of RNA polymerase II transcription. The transcript has 5 exons. Gene Ontology annotation, cellular component: mRNA cleavage factor complex; cytoplasm. The coding region runs from base 254 to 907 and encodes 217 amino acids. Lineage: Eukaryota; Metazoa; Arthropoda; Insecta; Lepidoptera; Cosmopterigidae. The record is from RefSeq and is a predicted model, not a curated record. Gene Ontology annotation, molecular function: mRNA binding; ubiquitin binding; RNA polymerase II complex binding.